This is a messenger RNA of Toxotes jaculatrix (banded archerfish), 1428 nucleotides long. RefSeq lists its product as uncharacterized. The record is from RefSeq and is a predicted model, not a curated record. Lineage: Eukaryota; Metazoa; Chordata; Actinopteri; Toxotidae. Bases 157 to 786 code for a protein of 209 amino acids. The transcript is spliced from 6 exons.
ACAGAAGCAAAAACAGCCUGAUUGGUGUGUUUAACUUUAGAGAAGAGGCACCGCAGAGGCAGAAUUUAGUUAGAUUAGCAUUAGGGCAAGCCACAAAAUUUCCCCUCUCCUUGGCUCAGUCUCAGAGUGAGUGCGAGAAGGAGCAAAAACACAGAGAUGACAGCUGGCAGCGUCAACAUCUUCAUCCUCAUCAUCUUCACCGUUUAUCUGAGCUUCAUCUUCCACACAAGUUAUGGUUUUGAGGUGAUUCAGCCAGAGCUUCAGACCAUGAACCAAGACGGGUCAGCCUUUAUCAGCUGUGAGCACACCGCAAAUGUCAGCUCUGUUGAAGACGUUCGACUCUACACUAUAUCACCAAAAACUCUGCUCUGCCAGAAGGGAAUGGACCGCUGUGAGAACGUUGUCAUGUAUUCAGAGAGUCCAGAAAGGUACCUUUUCAUCAUGCUCAACAUUUCGUCAGAGGCCAUGGACAUGGCAUAUCAGUGUGAGUUCACACUGAAAGAAGAUCGCCUUCUUUCCACCAAGACAGGAAAACCAACCAGACUUCAGAAAAGUCAAAAGGAAACAGGACAGGACUGCACCUCUCUCUCUCCCCCUCCCCCUUUUUCUCCUGUGCCAGAAGGUCUCAAUCUCUUCAUCAUUCUGACUGGUCUGCUGGCUGUGAUGAUCCUGUACAGUUGUGUCAUCACCUGCGCCUACAUCAGACGGAGGAUGAAUGACGACAGCAAGGAUCCUGAGAACAGCACCUAUGUGGAAAUGAGGAAGGCUCCUUCCAACAGUUGUUGAAAGUAGCUGACGCGUGUCUUUGUACCACUGGCCUCAUGCUGAACACAAUCAGAGGGAAGACAUGGACAUCCCGGGCAUCGAGAACCCUUGUGACACAUUUUUCAUGGAGCCCAUAUCAUGGUCUCCAACUUUUUUCUCUUUCUGUCCAUGAUUUGAAAAUCGUUGUACUACUGAAGCUAAACAGCAGGGUGAGACAAAGACUGACUGACUGACUGCCACUGUGCUUUUACAGUAUUAUGCUAUGUGGCAAGAUGAUAUAUUCCAUUACAUUACACAAGAUAUAUGAUAUAUAUGAAUAUGUAGUUUAUUAUUACACAGUAAUUUCAUGUAUGUCACCAUUGUAACAUACCAUGUAUGUCAGUUUACUUCUGAUCAUUUUCAUUGUGUAGCUAAUGUACUUUAUCUUAUACUGUAUAAUUUGCAUUACUUUUUUUUGGUCAUCACAGUGUUUGCUCACAUGCACAUUACAGUGUUAUCACUGUUAUUAAUUAUUAUGUUUAUUCUUUUAUUGUACAUGUUGCGGGCCACGGGUUGUCUCAGGAGGUGGUUUGGUCCUGUCUCUCUCUGUCCAGCCUCUAGCAGCACUUUAGUCCUUUAGUGGAAUGAAGGGGGACAGUGGCAGAAGCCUUGAUCCACUCCAGA